Molecule: messenger RNA, 498 nt
Organism: Beta vulgaris subsp. vulgaris (sugar beet)
Lineage: Eukaryota; Viridiplantae; Streptophyta; Magnoliopsida; Caryophyllales; Amaranthaceae
Exons: 3
Coding region: 127-363 (78 amino acids)
Source: RefSeq, a predicted model, not a curated record
UAUAUUUUCAUUUAUGAAAAGAUAAUUGAAGGAGGUGCUAGGAGCGUCGGACGUCAAAGGUUGCCACCCAAAAAAGUAUCAUUUACAGCCAUUACCCGUUUCGUCAAAGUUUGCAGAUUGGAUAAUAUGGCUGGUAAUUAUAUAAUCUCGUCUCUGUUGGGAUCAUUUGCUGUUUCAUACGUGUUCUAUCAUCAAGCUGCUGACAAGAAGAUAUUCGGAGGCACAACCCCAAAAACUGUUGCUAACAAGGAAUGGUGGGAAGAAACUGAUAAGAAGUUUCAGAAAUGGCCGCGCACAGCAGGCCCUCCGGUGGUUAUGAACCCCAUCAGCCGCCAGAAUUUUAUCGUCAAAUCCAGGGAAUAGGGAUAAUUAUUCCUGAAGGAAGAUUAUAUUGUAACUUUACGUAUGUAGCUUGUUUAUUAACUCAAAUGUUGCUUUAUCCAGUUAAGUUACAAUGUUCCGUUUGCUAGCUAAUUACAAUCUGCUCUUCUAUCAAAA